Molecule: messenger RNA, 4269 nt
Organism: Rosa chinensis
Lineage: Eukaryota; Viridiplantae; Streptophyta; Magnoliopsida; Rosales; Rosaceae
Product: berberine bridge enzyme-like 22
Exons: 1
Coding region: 2402-4039 (545 amino acids)
Molecular function (GO): oxidoreductase activity; FAD binding
Source: RefSeq, a predicted model, not a curated record
AUAACAGAAAUCUGUUUGUUCUCUCUACUCUUCAUUUUCUUCAUGCUUGCUUUCAUGGUAUCAAGAGCUCAGGUUGAUCGGUGACCUCAUGCACAAAGCUCAGUCAUCCUCUCUAGCAGCUCAGUUCUUCAUUGUUGAAGCUUUUCCAGUGUUGAUUUCUACUUCAUCUCUGCAAAUCAUACAAGAUAAGUAAAGCUGUUCAUCAAAUUUUUCAGAUCUAGCAGUACAAAUUCGUUGAGAUUUGUUGUUAAUAUCAUCGUCGAAGACUUGGAUUUACAUAUAGAGCAAUUGUAGAGGAAAAAGUUGUGAUUCAUACUCAGAAACCCUAGUUUUUUUUUUUGAUCAUUUGGUCAGUAGCCAUCCAUUCUUCGUACGUUGGGUUAACUAUGUCAGUUAAAUAACCAACUUCAUUACGGAGAAAGACAUCAGGACAAGGUUAGUGCCAUUAACAAAACCCAUGAGGUUGCGGCUCUCGAGUAACGGAGUGAUUUGAACUACCCAUAAUGAGUAGUUGGUCCGAUCGAGCUUGAUGGUGAGGAAAUUGAAGGUGGUGGUGGUAGUGGUGGUAUUUGGAGCGGCCUUUUGAUAUGAAAAAAAAAAAGAUGAAGAGGAUGUCGCUAGACAGAGGCUCUGAUACCAUAAAAAAUAUUAGGAGAAAAUGUUUCAUGAUUUCUCAUUGACGUGUUUCAACUUAUAUACAGGACUGAGGAUCAAUUUAGAUCCUAAAGAUCUGCUAUUACAAUCAGUAUAGGACUGAUGAUCAGUUUAGAUCCUAUAGGUCAGCAAUUACAAUUAAUACAAUUAAGAUCCUAAGAUCAAGCAAUUGUCAACUAAGGAACAUAGAUACUAAUAGCUAAUCAGAGAAAUUAAGAUGGUAAUCAACGUGAGGUAAAUGUCCAUUCAUUUCUGUGCAUGAAUGGAUUGCGUAUCAUUGCAUUCAUACUUUGACCAUCUUCCUGGACCACGGUAAUUGACAUAAUCUUAUUAUGUACCGCAUCAGUGAGAUACUUUGCACUCUGCUUAUACUCUUAUAGUCCAUCCUUGUGGUGUGAUUGAACUUUUGAAAUGUGCCUCUCGGUGAUUUAUACCAAGUAACAAUCAUCUCCUCAGUUCUAGUAGUAAAGGAUUAGAAUUGAAAAGCAAUGAAGACGUUGAAGUGCUCUUGUGAUCUGAAAUAGAACUAAUACCACCAGAAACCAAUAUAGCAGUAAAUCUACGAAGAGACCCUUACAGGGACAAUGAGAGGGAUCAAAAUUGGAAUGAGAUAGAGGACAGGUUUUUUCUGUAUCAUCUUAAUGUAAUAGCUGGACUUGAAUUGGAUUGAUAAACCUUUUUCUUCUUUCAGUUUCUUCUGUACAAGAAAAUGGAUACUAACAUGAGACUUUGAUCUCUGUCAUCAGUGUCAUGUAUAUUUGCAUAGUUAGAAUCCAUUAGUCUUUUGAUUUUAGUAUUAGUAAUAACUAAUAAGGAUUAGAAUUAAGAAAGAAAUGAAAGGCAGCUCCACCAUAAUUUGGAAAAGCUAUAUAAGCACUAAAACUACAUACAGAGACUUUAGAUCAAAAUUGAUGGUUAGUCGACCAUGUGGACAAAAUUAUCAAACAGCUGUAUGAAAAUCCCUCUUUUUGCCUGGUGUGUGCUUACAUCAAAGCAAUAAUUCCUACUUCUACACUUCUACCAUUAAGAAGUAGAACAGGUCAAAAAUGUUGGAAAAUGCUUUAAUUAUAAAAUUAAGACAGAAGCCUUGCAUUAACUGACUUCGCAUCCUAAUCAGCUGCCACGUCACUAUUGAAAAUGUCAGCAGCAUGACCAAUUCACAUGCUUGCUGGCCAUAGGAGGCCAGAAGAAACCCAGAAGAAAUAGACAGAGAGAACUAGUAGUGCAUGUAUAUGCAAUUUGACACAUAGCUACUUUGCAUGCAACACAAAGCAUAUGGAAGUCCCAGAAGCUUUAACCAAAUUCCAAUGAUAAAGAAGUAAGCAGCUAGCUACUUCAAUUAAUUACAGUAAAUUGGUUUGAGUUACCGUGUUAAAUUAGUAGAAAUUUUUGACAGUUUUAACUUAUAAGGGCAUCAGACCUUUUGUUGAUCUCUUCUGGUGUAGAUUGGGACUCGGUGAUUGUUUAGCAAUAUCCAUGAAAAAAUGGCCAAAAGUACAAGAGGUUGGGGCAACUUACAUGUUGACACACUGUGGGUUACUUGGCAUUUGAACAAGGAACGGGUAGUGGUAACUUUAAAUGCUGAUAACCGACAGAAGUAUAUAUAUAAACCAAAACUGGUAGAUCCUUGCUUACUGCAUACUUGCAUAGUAAUCAUCACUAAUUUCACUUUAGCUCUUUGUUUCUAUGCGGUUUAGCAGAAUAACAAGCCGAACUAAUUAAGCAUAUAGGUGCAUGACGCGGAUAUAUGUGUAGCCAAACCGAGACUCAAAGCUCAAUUCUGGAAGAGAUGGAAUUCUUAGUACUAUUGCUUUCUUUGUUCCUGAGUUUAGUUUCAUGUGCAAGUUCUGAUCCAACCACUGAAACUCUCAGGCUGUGCAUGACAACUCAACUCGGUGACUACACCGAAACGUCUCAAAUCAUCCACACCUCAAACUCAUCUUCGUAUUCAUCUAUCUUGAAAUCCUCACAACAAAAUCCUAGAUGGCUAAACUCCACAUCAAAGCCUCUCCUCAUUCUCACACCUUUCAACGAGUCCGAAAUCCGAGCAGCUGUGCUUUGCAGCAGAAAACGUGGCCUACAAAUCAGGGUCAGAAGUGGAGGCCAUGACUAUGAAGGGCUCUCAUAUCUCUGCAAGACGCCAUUCAUCAUCAUUGACAUGAUCAACUUCAAGUCCAUUGAUGUCAACCUCGCUGAUGAAACAGCUUGGGUUCAGUCAGGAGCUACGCUAGGUGAGCUUUACUAUAGCAUUGGGAAGAAAAGUGACGUCCAUGGAUUCCCAGCUGGGAUUUGUCCAACUGUUGGAGUUGGUGGUCAUUUUAGUGGUGGUGGAUUUGGGACCUUGAUUAGGAAACAUGGCCUAGCAGCUGACCAUGUCAUAGAUGCCAUUUUAAUUGAUGCUAAUGGGAAAAUCAUGAACAGAAAAACAAUGGGGGAGGAUCUGUUUUGGGCCAUUAGAGGAGGUGGAGGAGCAAGUUUUGGGAUCAUAGUUUCAUGGAAGAUCAAAUUGGUUCAGGUCCCAAAAGUUGUGACUGGUUUUACAGUUAACAAGUUAAUAUCACAAGGUGGAAGUAGCCUUGUGAAUAGGUGGCAGUACAUUGCAGACAAGUUCCAUGAGGAUCUUUUCAUGAGAGUCAUCCUUCAGAAUGUUGGGAGUGGAAGUCAGAAACAAGUCCAAGCCGCUUUCAAUUCUUUGUUUCUAGGAGGGAUUGAGACACUAAUGCCAUUGAUGAAACAGAGCUUUCCAGAGUUGGGUUUGGCGGCAAAAGACUGCAUUGAAAUGAGUUGGGUCCAAUCUGCUCAGUACUUUGCUGGGUACAAAAAAGAGCAGCCUUUGGAGGUCUUGUUGUCUAGGGAGGCACUCUAUAAGAGCAAUUUCAAGGCCAAAUCCGACUUUGUAAUAAACCCUAUUCCAGAAAUCGGGCUACGAGGGAUUUGGGAAAGGUUCAUGCUAGAAGAACUAGCUUUCAUGAUACUGGAUCCCUAUGGUGGAAAGAUGGCUGAGAUUUCGGAAUUCGAAAUUCCAUUUCCUCAUAGGAAGGGGAAUCUGUACAACAUACAGUACAUUGUGAAGUGGGAUGUGAAUGAGGUCAGUGAAGCCAACAAGCAUAUGAAUUGGAUGAAUAUGCUUUAUGGGUUUAUGAAGCCCUAUGUUUCAAAUUCUCCAAGGGGUGCCUACAUCAAUUACAAGGAUCUUCAGUUGGGGACCAACAACAAAGGCACUAACACAAGCUACAUAGAAGCGAGUAGUUGGGGGAGAAAGUACUUCAAAAACAAUUUCAAGAGGCUUGCACAAGUGAAGAGCAAGGUUGAUCCACAUAACUUCUUCAGAAAUGAGCAGAGUAUUCCUCCUCUUCCUGGUUUGUUUGGCAUUAAAGAAGUUUAAUUAAUCAGGCCAAGAGUUCCUUCUGCGUUUGAUUAGGCCAAGAACUUCUAAUGUAGCUUUCAGCUUAUGAUGUCAUAGUGUAACAACUGUACCAUAUAUAAUUAUAUAUACUAGCUAAUCCCUAUUAAUGUCUACAUUUUGCAUGCAAUUCCAAAUCAAUUUCUGUUCGUGGGACCCUGACUGAACUAAUGCAGGAGAAACAUGACUAGACGAACUGCAAAAUGUGACUA